Orbicella faveolata is the source of this 408-nucleotide messenger RNA. RefSeq lists its product as uncharacterized. The record is from RefSeq and is a predicted model, not a curated record. Lineage: Eukaryota; Metazoa; Cnidaria; Anthozoa; Scleractinia; Merulinidae.
AUGUCACCUGAACAGGGAGGAAAAAACUACUUACACAGCAACAAGAGUGACACCAUACACUAUUUUCACGAUGGAUGGCCAGCAUACUACAUUCUUGUUUCUCCAGAAGGCAAAAUUGAGGAGCAUAUCUUGGGGCGCGACGUUACGAAGGGUCAUGUUCCUCAACUGAGAGUUCCCGGUGGUUAUCUCAAAUGUGGAAAAAUCUUAGUCGAUGAAAAGAGUUGUUCCUCAUUUCCUGAUGAAAUACCUUUCACGUUGAUGUCAGAGGAGGUUGCCCCAGGCUUUGAUAGCAGAGAUUGUUUUGUGCCUACAGAGAAAGAAGUCCAAUCUUUGUACCCAGAGCUGUGGAACACACUGCAAGAGUACAUAACACCAAAAUUGGAUACUCAGGUCAACAAAGACAAUUAA